Mycena indigotica is the source of this 1632-nucleotide messenger RNA. RefSeq lists its product as uncharacterized. Bases 1 to 1632 code for a protein of 543 amino acids. The record is from RefSeq and is a predicted model, not a curated record. Gene Ontology annotation, molecular function: oxidoreductase activity, acting on paired donors, with incorporation or reduction of molecular oxygen; monooxygenase activity; heme binding. The transcript has 10 exons. NCBI's taxonomy places the organism in Eukaryota, Fungi, Basidiomycota, Agaricomycetes, Agaricales, Mycenaceae.
AUGACCCCCCAACCGCCCAUCGCCGCUGCAGUCGUCUUGGGCUUGCUCAACCAUGUCUAUUUCAAUCGUUUUGAGCCACAAAACGUCAACGUCUCAUUCUUGGCCAUUAUCGUGCAGCCACUAGCGCUAACACUGGCCUUCAACGCCCUUUCCGCAGCCAACGUAUUGACAACAACGUCAGCUUUCCUCGCAACGCUCACACUUUCCAUUGGCGUGUAUCGUCUCUCUCCGUGGCACCCGCUCGCACAUAUACCCGGUCCAACAUUGGCCAAGAUCAGCAAGUGGUGGUCCGUACGACUUGUGCUCAGUGGAGAACAACACCGAGUGUUCAAAGCUCUCCACGACCAAUAUGGCGAUUUUGUCCGCGUCGGCCCCAAUGAGGUUUCAGUGAUUCAUGUCGAAGCAAUCAAGUCGGUGUUUGGCACCGGAGGCUUUCCCAAGGGCCAAUACUACGAGCCUCGCGUGGACCCCGUUCAUGGUACACGUAGUCUGCUUACAUCUCGCGGUGAUGCCCAUGCAAACCGACGGCGCAUUUGGAACCGCGGAAUGAGCUCUGAAUCGCUUCGGGAUUUCGAGCUCAUCUUGGAGAAACGCCUCAGGCAACUGCUGGAACAUUUCGACAAGUUCGCUUCUACUAAAAGCGAAAUUGACAUGGCAGCUUGGUUUAGCUAUCUCAUGUUCGAUUUUAUGGGCGACAUGGCCUUCGGUGGUGGGUUCGAAAUGCUUCGCGAUGGUAAAGACAACGAAGGGUAUUGGACUUUGAUAAAAGAUGGCGCCAAGACUAUCGCGGUUCUUUCUCAACUUCCUUGGCUUGCGCCUGCGCUCUACAAAAUUCCGAUGCUCACGCGGAAUACCAAACGGUUACGUCGUUUCGGUGCUGCAUGCGCCGUUAACCGGGCAAAAUCCGGUCCCAAGCUGAAUAAGGACUUAUGGUUUCAUCUUAUGGACGAGGAAGGACAUGAAAAGAAACGACCAACCAUGGCAGAUGUCAUAGGUGAUGGAGUAUUGGCCAUUAUCGCUGGGUCGGAUACUUCUUCAGUCGCCCUGAGCAGCUUCAUUUGGUGUCUGCUAAGCAAUCCAGAUGUCUUUGCGCGGGUUCAGGCUGAGGUCGAUGCCGUCUACCCCGACCCAGAUUCCGUCUUUGACUCUUUGAAACACGGAGAAUUGCGAUAUCUUACAGCCUGCUUUAACGAGGCCCUGCGCCUCUUCCCUCCCGUCCCCACUGGCGGUCCACGCCAAAUCCCCCCCGGUGCCGUGGGAGUCGUCGCCGGGAAAAUAAUCCCAGAGAACACACAAGUUUACGUGCCCGCAUAUGCUGUCCACCGCAACCCCCGCCAUUUCUUCCCAAAUCCAGACAAGUUCGAUCCUGACCGCUGGCUCCGCGGGGGCUCAUCCAACGAAGUGCUUGACCACCUGGCAUUUAUUCCCUUUUCCUACGGCGCGGCAAAUUGCGUAGGGAAAGGUUUGGCAUGGCGCGAGAUGCUGAUGGUCGCGAGUGCCCUGCUGAAGCGGUAUGAACUCCGGUUCGGGGCCGGAAUGGAGGAGAAUGGGAGCUGGGUGGAUGCUUUGGACGAUGCAUUCGUGACGAGCGUUGGGGGCAAGUUGCUGGUUCAAUUGUCGCCCCGGGCGUGA